AUGAACUUUAGUGUUAGAUGGAGAAAGUGGAUCGUCGGGUGUCUCAGUUCGGCAACAACAAAUGUUUUGGUGAAUGGAAGCUCGUCGGGAGAAUUUAUUUUGGAAAGAGAACUUAGACAAGGUGAUCAUUUGUCACCUUUUCUUUUCCUCAUAGUGGCAGAAGGUUUGAAUAUUCUUGCUGAAAGAGCAGUCGGCAAGGGUUUUUUGGAACUGAUCAAUUUUUGGAGGGAAUGGAUUGAGAUUCCUCACCUUCAAUAUGCAGAUGAUACAAUGUUCGUGGCUCCUGGGAAGAUGGAAAAUGUGUGGGCAAUCAAGUGUAUCCUCAAACUGUUUGAACUUCUUUCGGGGUCAAAAGUUAACUUUGAUAAAAGUUGCAUCUCGGGAGUUGGCGUUGAGGCUUCAAAAUGCGAAGAAUUGGCUGCAAUCCUUAGGUGUAAAGUCGGCGAGCUCCCAAUCAAUUAUUUGGGUAUCAAGAUUGGAGCUAGUUUUUCACGUUCGAGGGAUUGGAAACAGCUGGGUGAGAAGAUAAAAAAGAGGAUUAGCGGGUGGAAUAACAGGAAGUUAUCAUUUGCGGGAAGGUUAACUCUUCUUCGUUCGGUCCUUUUCUCUUUACCGAUUUACCAACUGUCGUUUGCCAAUAUUCCUAAGGGAGUGAUGUCUGUAAUUCUUUCCUAUUCUUGCAAGUUUCUGUGGAGGGGUGGGGUUAAGGCGAGGAAGAUCCAUUGGAUUAAAUGGGAAGAGUUGUGUUUUGAUACUAGCUCUGGGGGGUUGGGUAUUAAAGAUGGUUGGAGAUGGAAAACAGAUGCAAGCUGGCGUUUUACAGUAAAAUCGACAUACAAGGUUUUGAGCCUAGAAGGAAGCCCCGCCCUUACCAAUAAAGAUGCGAAGAAAUGGAAGAUAAUCUGGAAAGCUCCCGCUCCUUUCAAGGCUAUUACAACAAUCUGGAAAGUCCUUAAAUGGAGGAUUGCAACUUGCGACAAUCUUCUUAAAAGGCAAGUGGUGAUUCUAAAUCCGGAGUCAGUACUCCAUCACAAGGCGAAGGAUCAUCUCUUAGCUUUCAUUAAUCUUGGAAAUAAAGAGGACAAGAGGUUCCUCAUUGGAGUUUGGAUUUGUGCUAUCUGGUGUGUUUGGAAAGAGAGGAAUGACUGCAAAUUCAAUCAAGGAAAGAGGUGCAGAGAGAAGUUGUUGUCAGAGAUUAAGACGAGGAUAUGGAGUUGGUCGACAGCCUUCAAUGUCUCGACUUCGGGUACUGACUUCAGACGCUGGUUUGCAGCGGUCAAGCUCGGGGAUUAG
Molecule: messenger RNA, 1293 nt
Organism: Salvia miltiorrhiza (redroot sage)
Lineage: Eukaryota; Viridiplantae; Streptophyta; Magnoliopsida; Lamiales; Lamiaceae
Exons: 3
Coding region: 1-1293 (430 amino acids)
Source: RefSeq, a predicted model, not a curated record